GAGACCUAGUGGAGAGAAAUUUGAGCCAGGGGUCAAGACAGACGCAGAAACAGCUGUGGUCACAGGCGCGCUGAGUGAGCGUGCACCAUGAGCAACAAAUACGAUGUUAUCGUGGUGGGCGGAGGAAUCUCAGGUAUGGCAGCAGCCAAGUUGCUUCACGAUUCUGGACAGAGUGUUGUAGUGCUGGAGGCCAGGGAUCGAGUAGGUGGAAGAACCUUUACCGUAAGAAAUAAACAUGUUAAAUAUGUGGACCUUGGAGGAGCCUAUGUUGGGCCAACCCAGAAUCGUAUAUUAAGAUUAGCUAAAGAGCUGGGAUUGGAGACCUACAAAGUGAAUGAAGUAGAACGUCUCAUCCACCAUGUCAAGGGCAAAAGUUAUCCCUUCAGAGGUCCAUUUCCUCCUGUAUGGAACCCCAUCGCAUUCUUAGAUCAUAAUAACUUAUGGAGAACGAUGGACGAAAUGGGAAAGCAGAUUCCAAGUGAUGCUCCUUGGAAAGCGCCUCACGCGGAAGAAUGGGAUUUCAUGACAAUGAAGGAACUUUUGGACAAGAUCUGCUGGACUGAAUCUGCCAAACAGCUUGCCAUACUCUUUGUGAAUCUCUGUGUCACUGCUGAGACGCAUGAAGUCUCUGCUCUCUGGUUCCUGUGGUAUGUGAAGCAGUGUGGGGGCACAACCAGAAUUAUUUCAACAACCAAUGGAGGACAGGAAAGGAAGUUUAUUGGAGGUUCUGGUCAAGUUAGUGAGAGGAUAAUGGAACUUCUUGGAGACCGAGUAAAGCUGGAAAGGCCUGUAGUUCAUAUUGAUCAGACAGGUGAUAAAGUUAUUGUGGAGACUCUGAACCAUGAAAUAUAUGAGGCCAAAUAUGUCAUUAGUGCUAUUCCUCCAACAUUGGGUAUGAAGAUUCAUUUUAACCCACCCUUACCAAUGAUGAGAAACCAGUUGAUUAGUCGUGUUCCUUUGGGUUCGGUCAUCAAAUGUAUGGUAUAUUACCAAGAACCUUUUUGGAGGAAAAAGGAUUACUGUGGAACCAUGAUCAUUGAAGGGGAAGAAGCUCCAAUUGCUUUCACUCUAGAUGACACCAAGCCUGAUGGUACUUAUGCUGCCAUAAUAGGAUUUAUUCUUGCCCACAAAGCAAGAAAACUGGCACGUCUAACCAAAGAAGAAAGGAAGAAGAGACUCUGUGAACUCUAUGCAAAAGUUCUGGGAUCAAAAGAAGCACUCAAUCCUGUGCAUUAUGAAGAGAAGAACUGGUGUGAGGAACAGUACUCAGGAGGGUGCUACACAACUUACUUCCCCCCAGGAAUAAUGACUCAGUAUGGGAGGAUUCUUCGCCAGCCAGUUGGCAGGAUUUAUUUUGCCGGAACGGAGACUGCUACUCACUGGAGUGGAUAUAUGGAAGGAGCGGUGGAGGCGGGAGAGAGGGCAGCUAGAGAGGUUCUGCAUGCUAUGGGGAAAAUUCCAGAGGAUGAAAUCUGGAAGCCAGAACCAGAAUCUGUGGAUGUGCCAGCCCGGCCAAUCACCACCACCUUUUUGGAGAGGAACUUGCCUUCUGUGCCAGGACUUCUGAGACUGAUUGGAUUAUCUACAUUCUUGACUUCAGCAGGCACUCUUAUCUUCGCCUAUAAAAAGGGGCUCCUCCUGAGAAACUGAAAAGGCCCCCAGACAACAUUACACACUUCCUUUUCAGGGAGAUUUAGAGCACUUAGACACCCCAUUACAGAAACUGGAUUAUUGGGUGGUUGUUUUGUUUUGGGAUUGUUGUUUUUUCAGUUCCAACACCUAACUGCCAAUGCUAUCAAGUCUUCUACUUGGCUUCUGAAGCCUCCCUUCAAAUCUGUCUCAUCAGUUUCCUUGUUCGCUACUUCUCAGACUUUAGUGGAGAAAAUUCAUUCCCUGUGCCCUGCUUCUCACUACCUUUGUGACCAUUUUUUCUUAACUGCUCUCUCCUUCCUUCUCCCACCUUCUCUCACAGACCCAUAGAGAGGGAAGAAACAUUAGCCUUAAUCCAGUCAACCUCUUUAUUGUGCAGAAGAAGAAACAGAGACCCAAAGAGGGGAAGGAACCUGCUUACGAGGUCACAAGGCAACUCACUUGUUGGUACAAUCAUGAGUCUCUCCUGAUUCCUACAUUCAGUUCUCAUUCCAUGAUGCCUCUACUCAAAACCUUAUCCAAGGAAGUACUUGGCGAUAACCCCAGCUCACUAGCAUACUCUUUACUUUGUUCCCUGGGUGCCUACGUACUGUGUGCUCUCUUAAUUCACUUGAUUUAUAUGUUAUUCUCUGUAUGUACCCCCAUUCUUACCUUGUGUACCCUCCAACCUGAGAGUGGAUAAUUUCCUAUUAUGAAAUGCUUAUGUGCAGUAAUCAGUGCUAAUUGACCAUUCAAUAAACCUUGUUCACCAAAUCCA
Molecule: messenger RNA, 2407 nt
Organism: Trichosurus vulpecula (common brushtail)
Lineage: Eukaryota; Metazoa; Chordata; Mammalia; Diprotodontia; Phalangeridae
Product: amine oxidase [flavin-containing] B
Exons: 15
Coding region: 88-1650 (520 amino acids)
Molecular function (GO): oxidoreductase activity
Source: RefSeq, a predicted model, not a curated record